Molecule: messenger RNA, 7638 nt
Organism: Sabethes cyaneus
Lineage: Eukaryota; Metazoa; Arthropoda; Insecta; Diptera; Culicidae
Gene: zfh2
Product: zinc finger protein 2
Exons: 8
Coding region: 1-7638 (2545 amino acids)
Biological process (GO): regulation of transcription by RNA polymerase II
Cellular component (GO): nucleus
Molecular function (GO): RNA polymerase II cis-regulatory region sequence-specific DNA binding; DNA-binding transcription factor activity, RNA polymerase II-specific; zinc ion binding
Source: RefSeq, a predicted model, not a curated record
AUGGCUUCUCGUAAGAACGCAAAAUUCUCCACCAAAAUCCAGUUCUAUCUGAAACACAGGGAAUCGCGGAUACUGAAGCUAUGCAACGACACAAUCGGCCCAGUACCGAACGAUUCGCUCACCCGAGCCAUCUUCAAGCUGCUGUCGAAGCCGGUGGACAACAGGCGCAUCAUUCAGCUUCUUGCCGACAAGAAACGCUGCUCCACCAAAUCGACUGCCUCGCACAGCACCCUGAAGACGCCCCAGCAGCAGCAACAACAGCAACAACUCCAGCCGACACCAUUAACGGUUCCCACGGCGGCGGCGGCGGCGUCGUCGCUUUCGGCCGUAACCGGUGCCGUCUCGCUGCCCGAGUAUCAGAAAGAAGUGGAACGGUUUCGGGGACGCAUCAUCUGCCAGGACAACACGUGCAUCAUUGAUCCGGCGGCCUCUCCUAAGAACGACAACAAUUCGAAUCCUCGCACUCACUCCUUCCGAAUUGUCUCGUUCAGCAAGGAGGGCAGCAAUGGCAAUGGCAACAGCAACACGGGAAGCGGAAAAUCGAGCACAUCGGACUGUUCCUCGUCGCCACUUGGCGGUGACGGUGGCCGGGAUUCGAUGGACGAACAGGUCCAGAAUCUCAGCACAUCGCCGACCGCGUCGACACAAGCUGGCCACAAGGCGAUUCUGAUGUGCUUCAGCUGUAAGCUCAGCUUCGGCACCUGCCGGUCGUUCAUCGCCCACGCCAAGAUGGAGCACAGCCUCACGCUGAACGACUACGAGCGGAUGCUGCUCGAGAAGAACUACAGCAGCGCCAUCAUCCAGACCAACACCGAGAGGCAGUUCUACUUUCUGGUUCCUUUCGAAGAGAAAUCUUCCGCCAACAGCAACCCUAGCAUUAAGUCGUCGAUGGAAACGGAGGAGCGAUUCAAGAGUGGACUUUCGGCACUCAGCAGUCAGCAGACAUCGCCCCAGCAGCAGCAGCAACAACAACAACAACAGGUGCAAAUUCAACAGCAGCAGCAGCAACAACAGCAACAACAUCAGCCACCUGUCCAAGCGCCGGAGAAAAGUCCCGGAAGUAUCAGCUUCGAAAGCGGCUUCCCAAAACUCACCCCCAGCAGUAUGCUCUACGACAUGGACAAUAAGCUGCAGGCGAGUUGGAAGCUAGCCGCCGAGAAGUACAACAACGCCAUGAACGAAAGUGUAGCGGCCGCGGCGGCUGCGGCAGCUGUAGCCGCAGCCCAGGAGGAAAAGAACGCAGCCAGCGGGAAACUGCUGACGGACUUCCUAACCCAGCAGAAGAUGCUGUCCGCAGCGGAAAACCUCUACAACAAGCAGAACAAGUUCCUGGAGUUGAUGAACACCAACCCGCUGGCGGCAGCCGCUGCAAAGGCCGCCGUCACCAGUCCGGGUGUUGAUGCGACUAGCGAUUUUCAAAUGGCCAAAAAGUACAACGCAAUGGAUCUCUACAAGCAGCUGAUGGCGGCGAACAACUUCCGCCCGGAGGGCCUGGAAAUGAAGGAAGAACUCAAGAGCGAGCAUCAGAUAAGCGUUAAGAAACUAGAGACUGAAGCAUCGGCAGCGUUCCGCAACAGUAACUUUGCGCCAAAUAUCUCCACGAGAAACUCCUGCAAAACGCUGAAAUGUCCCCAGUGUAACUGGCACUACAAGUACCAGGAAACGCUGGAGAUUCACAUGCGGGAGAAGCAUCCGGACGGAGAAACUGCGUGCAGCUACUGUUUGGCAGGCCAACAACAUCCCCGACUUGCCCGAGGCGAAUCGUACACUUGCGGCUACAAACCGUACCGUUGCGACAUCUGUAACUAUUCCACCACCACGAAGGGUAACCUGUCCAUUCACAUGCAGAGCGACAAGCAUCUGAAUAACAUGCAAGAUCUAAACGGAAUGAUGAACAAAGGGAAUCAAAACUUUUUAAAUCUUGCCACCCUUCAGGCCACGGAGAAGGUUAACACAUCUCGCAACCAGUACAUGCAAGCCACCUCGCCGCUGUCCUUGACCACCAAACUCACCCAGCAGCCGCCCAAGGAAUCGCCCAGCAGCUACGAAGCGAAUCGGCCAAAAUCCUUCUUCAAGUGCGACAUCUGUAAUUACGACACCAACAUUGCACGGAACCUCCGAAUCCACAUGACCAGCGAGAAACAUAUCAGCAACCUAAACUCGCUCCAGUCCAGCUACAGUCAACUGAAGAACCUCCAGAGUAUGUCCUCCGCCGAAAAUCUCGACUACCUGAGUGCUCUCAGUUUGAACGCCCUAAAGGAUGAUCCCACGCUAGGCCGAAUCGAAGACUACAGCAGCAGCUCGCUGAAACCCCUCUCGAUUCCAUCCUCUCCUUUUGCUCCCAUCGAUCCGACCCCGGUCAGCACAGCCAACAGCACACCUACACCGGAGUCCCUCUUCCUGAACAAUCCGUCUCCCUUCUCGGGUGGAAGCGACACCGACCGGCUCGCGGUCGGUGAGUUCCACCAGCUGGACGAAGACAAAAAUCCGCUCCACUUCGAACCACCGAUCAGAGUCACGCUGGACCCAUCGACUUACUACACCUGUUUGAUCUGCUCGGACUUCGACACCAACAAUCUGGAGGAGCUGAAGAAGCACGUCAUCAAGGACCGUCUGACUUCAAACAUAGCGAUGGACACGAUAGUAAUCGCAGCCGCUAGCUGCGAGUGUUUGCUGUGCGGUUUCCGCCCGCAGAACGGUCCGGACAAGCACGAUCUCGAACGACACCUGAAGACGGAGGCCCACCUUAAGCGACUCGAUCUGAUGAUUCAUCUACUGGAGGGACGGGACAAGGCAAUCGGCAAGCUGCGCCAGUUCUGCGGCCCGGAGCUGUUCAAAAAGCUUUCGCUCAUCUUCCCGCUGGCAACGGAGGAAUCGAAAUUUCCGUACGAAGAAAUGCCAAGCAUUGGUGAAAUUUCGCGUUCUCCCCUGUCGCUGCUGCUGGAACCGAAGACGGAACUGCUGGUCGACCGCGAGUUUGGCGGAAGUAAUGGAAUCGAUAAUGAAGGAACCCAACCGCACCCGGACAACGUUCAAAUCAAGUGCAACUGCUGCAACUACUACACGACUUCGCUGGAGAAAAUCGGCAUCCACAGCCUGUCGGAGAAGCACAUCUUCCGACGGAUCUGUUUCGACUAUUUGCUGCUUAUCUCCAGCGAGAAGAGCACCGGCGCCGGCAGCGGCGGAGGUUCGCUAAGUCCGUUGAACUUGCAGCACAGCAUGAAAACUGAAGAGAAUCGUCCGGGAAGUGCGGCCAGUUUGCGCGGUGGAGGCGGUGCUGCCAGUCUGAUGCUGACCUGUGUCCCGUGUGGUUACAAAACCGAUCACAUCUACUACAUGAUCCACCAUCUGAAGAAGUCCUGCAAGGUGGAGCAGAACAUCAAUCUGCUCGGACUGCGCAACAUCUUCAAGUUGACCCCGAAGGGCGCCGAAUCCCAAGAUGCAAUGGACUCGGCCUCGGCGGCUACCGGUGACAACAACAACGCGCACACACUGGGAACCCUGUGCAGCAUUCUGCAGGAGAAGAAACCAUGGAACGGGGAAAACUGUAACGGCAAAAGUGGUAGCAUCGCCACCUCCGGUGUCACCGCAAGCGGUGCUUCCGGUCACAAUGGGGAUGGCGGAGGUUCGACCUGCAAGGAUCGCUGUCUGGUUUGCAGUGUGUGCAACGAUUUUUCCUCGAAGAAGAUCAACGUGAUGCAGCACCUGCUGGCGAACCACAACAUCGGCAAUGAGCUGCUGGCGCAGGAUUUCCCCAACUUGAAUGUGCCAUCGACGGUCCAGAAGAAACCGUUCGACUACCUGCGCACGCUGACAGAGGCUCGCUGUGCUCAGAAUCUGCGGCUCAUCGAGAAGGUAACCUUCAUGAACGACACUUUCGCCUUCAAGGAGAACUGCAACGAUCUGAAGCACGGAAAUUUAGCCGAAAUCCUCGAGAGUUACAUGGGUGGCGGUAAGGAUGGAGAUGGAGAGAAGAUUGAAAAGCAUCACAUACAAACGGUGUCCUGCCCGCUGUGUCCGGAAACCUUCCUGGACCAGGUAAACGUAGAAACGCACGUAAUCCGAGUGCACAACAUUAAGAUGGAAGGCUUGAACCGACUGCUGAAGCUGGUUGAUACCUCGCAAUUUCUCAAGACCACCAAACAACAGCAGCUUGGCAGCAGUCCGGACAAGUCGCCGAAGAAGGAAACCUCGUCCCCCUCGCCGGAGAUCAAAUGCUCCUUCUGUAAGGUCUGCUUCGACUCCAUGGUAGACCUGAAGAUACACUGCAACGAAAGCAAUCACUUCAAGCGGAACGCCGACUCGGAGGAUCUCGCCUGCUUCCUGAACGACUGCAAGGACGCAUUCGACAAUCUGUCCGAUCUGCACCAGCACUUCAAGGCAAACCAUCUCAAUUUUCUGAUCUCGGAGAACCACACGUACAAGUAUCGCUGCAAGCUGUGUCCGUUUGCGUUCAAAACGCACGAAAAGUUGAAUCGGCAUUUGUUCUAUCACUCGCUUCGCGAGUCCACCAAGUGUUUCUAUUGCGAUGCCACGUUUAAGAAUAUUAACUCACUGACGAGUCACAUCACCGAGAAGCACCCGCAGGAGUCGUCCGCCCCGAAGGGCGGCUCCGAAACCCCCCAGCAGCAGGACUCGUCGUCGAUUCUUUUCUUUAAAGAUUUGAAGCGAAAGAUGAUGAACAAUAAAAAUGGGAUGAGUCCCAAGUCGGACCGGAGUCAAACGCGCGAUAGCGCGGACGAGGACCGGCUCAGUGAGAAGUCGAUGAGUAGCAAGAGCAGUUUGUACUAUGAUAAAAGUUUGGAUGGUUCGGAUGGGGGAGGAGGAGGAGCCGGAGGUGGUGCGAAGAUAUCCUGUAAUGAUUGUAGGUUUAACUUCACGGAUGCGGCAGCUCUCGAGCGACAUAUGGCCACGGCAUUCCAUAUGUCGAAGGAGAAGGAAAAAGCCGCUGCGGAUAGUAUUGCUGGAAUGGUUAACAAACAGCAGCUGUUCUACGACAUCAAAUCGGAGAAGUUCACCAAUCCGAAUCGACCCUUCAAGUGUACGAUUUGCAUGGAGAGUUUCACCCAGAAGAACAUCCUGCUGGUGCACUACAACAGCGUGUCCCACUUGAACAAACUGAAGAAGCUAAAGUCCGACAAGCAGCACUCGGCGUUCCCGUUUCAGAUUGGGGCUUCCAUGAUGGGGGGUGGUGGCGAUGGGAUGGGCGGCGGUGGAGGCGAUGGAUGCGAAUUCGGUGGUGACAAGCAGCCUCCCGAUUUGAAGGCCUUCGGGAUGCAAAUGUUCGGCGAAGGCGGUGGUGAAAAGCGGAAGGAUCUGGAGGAGAAGGAAACGGCCCGGAAGAAGUUCAAGUGCGAUAUCUGCAAUGUGGCGUACACGCAGGGAAGUACGCUGGAUAUUCACAUGAGAAGCGUGCUGCAUCAGACCCGAGCCUGCCGGCUGCAGGAAAGGAAUAUGUUCAAUAAUCAAUUGCAGGCACUCGAUAAGAAGAAACCCGAGUUCUCGCUCAUUCAAACGAUUCCGGAAAGUCACGAAUCUCCUAACUUCAUCGACGAUUCGCCACUGCGCAAGAUAAAGUCGCCAGCUGAUUUGCAACCACAGCAGCAACUUCCGCCGCAGCAGUCGCAGAUGCCUCAGCAACCGCCCCUGUUGAAUCCUAUGAUCGGAGCUCUUGGCUUGGGAGCUGCCGUACCCGGUUUGGACAAGCCAGAGAUUGCCAUUUGCGAAUGCUGUUUCCAGGUGUUCCCCAAUAAGGUCACACUGGAAACUCAUCUAGAGCUGAGUCCGGAGUGUUUAGCUAUGAAGAAGAAAAUGAUGGAAAACAGUAAUCCUACUCCGGAGAACUUUGCCGAAGGCUUCCAGCAGCAAGCACUGAAUGAACUUGCUAAGGUCAAUCCUCUUCCUGGGUUCGAUCUAACCCCGGAAGCAUUGUUGGGAAAAAGUCCCUUCCCCAUGGAUCCGACAGCCAACCUUAUGGAUCCGAACUUUUUGAAGAACGCCUCGCUGCUCCAGUUUGCCACUGAUCCGAACAACAAACUGGGCCCAAACGCCCUGAACGUACUAAAUUUCAUGCACUUCCACCACUUGAUGUCGCUUAGCUAUUUAAACCUCGCACCGCAGCUGAACUUCGGCGCCGUACCGCCGAAAGUUCCAGACAUAACAGCUAAAACCGACCUCGAGAAGGUCAUUCCGGUUGACAAGACCAAAUUACCGCCGGGAGUCAUGCAGCCGAACCUCAACGGGAAAUCUCCGCUCGACAUGAACCUCAUGCCUCACAACCUGGAGAACAAAAUGCCUCCGCAACCUCCGCAGCAACAGCCGUGCACUCAGAAGCGAGCCCGAACUCGCAUCACCGACGAACAACUGCGCAUUCUACGCUCGCACUUCGACAUCAACAAUUCUCCCAGCGAAGAAAGCAUCCAGGAAAUGUCCAUCAAGGCUAACCUUCCACCGAAGGUGGUCAAACACUGGUUCCGCAACACCCUCUUCAAGGAACGCCAACGCUCCAAGGACAGUCCGUACAACUUCAGCAUUCCCCCAUCGACAAAGCUCAACGUCGAAGAGUACGAGCGGACCGGCGAAGCGAAGGUGGUCGAUCUGGACACCUCGUUCAAAUCCAACGACUCCCAGGAUACCUCGCAGAAUGCGGUCGACCUAAAACUGAACGAGAUGAAGCAAAACUUCUCCAAAACCCUCAUGGAGUCCCUCUCCAAGCAUCAGGCCAAUCAGGAGUUGGGUAACUUUCAGCUAAAUAAAAACCUUUUUCCGGAUAACUUCGGCUCUGACUUCCAGAGCCAGCACGACCAAGCGUCCCAACUGCAAGCCAACGUUGCCAAUUUUUUCUCCCAAGCUCCCGACCUGAACAACCUCAGCAAGGAGCUGAUGUCGAACAAAAAGAAAAAAAUCAAAUCCGAAACCUCGUCCAAUGCCUCGCCUACCCCGGUCGAUCUGCAGAUCGAUUCCAGCAACUCCAGUCCGCUGCCGAUGCGCCCGCCCAGCGCCAUCUCCCUCAAGAAGCACAUGGAAGCUCGUCCACUCGUCGGUACUCCCGGGCUGAUGGAAGAAAUUAAGAUCCCCAGUCCGAUCGAGAGUCCGGUCAUUUCGCCACCGGCUUCGAUCGCUGGCGGAAUGCAUCAACAGUUGUCCCAAAAUCAGGCCGUCACUUGCUCGAACGGAAAGCGUGCCAACCGAACCCGGUUCACCGAUUACCAGAUCAAGGUGUUGCAGGAGUUUUUCGAGAACAAUUCCUACCCCAAGGACAGUGAUCUGGAGUACUUGAGCAAGCUGUUGAUGCUGUCCCCGCGGGUCAUCGUCGUUUGGUUUCAGAACGCUCGCCAGAAGCAGCGCAAGAUCUACGAAAACCAACCGAACCCGACCUUCGAGACGGACGAGAAGAAGGCGAUCAACAUCAACUACACCUGCAAGAAGUGCAACCUGGUGUUCCAGCGGUACUACGAGCUGAUCCGCCACCAGAAGAACCACUGCUUCAAGGAGGAAAGCAACAAACGUUCGGCCAAGGCGCAACUGGCGGCCGCCCAGAUUGCGCACUCCUUCACCAGCGGCAGCGAGGACUCGGACUCCAGCAUGGACGUCAGCCGGCGGGAGUUCCAGCCGCGCGAAAACGACUGCCCCUUCUAA